AUUGAAGUGGUUUUAUAGUCAAAGGUUAGGAAACUAGUUACUUGAAAUUGUUCCAAUACGCAAUUUUAAACUGAAAGCUCUUGAUUCAUUCAUUCAACAAAUAUUUGUAGAGAACCUUUUAUAAAUAAGACAUUUUUCUGGAUGUUGGGGAUACCAUGGUGAGCAGGAAAAAAAAAAAAAAGAUUGUAGCCUGAUGGAAUUCAGCCUAGAAAGUGAUUACGGACAUCAAUUCAUUCAUUUGAGAUUUUUUUUUUAAGUACCUGCUGUAUAUCACACAGUAUUUCUAGGCACUGGACUUAUAGCAGUGAACAAACAAAAAAAAAUCAUGUUCUCAUGGAGAUUAAUUAUAUUGGGGUAUAGAUAGUAGAUGAUACAUAAGUAAAGCAAAUAGUAUGUUCUUGCUAGUUAGUGAGAAGUGCUAAGGGGAAAAAGUGAAGCAGAAAAAGCAUAUAAAGUGUCAGAGAAGAGGGUGGGAAUUAUAGCUGGGGUAGCAAGGAAAGGCCCCACCGAAAUGGUGAUUUUUUGUUUAUGGAAAGACUCAAAGGAAAAGAGGAAGCAGGCUGUGCUGCAUGUUACUUCUACCUGAAGAGAGGAGGAUAUACUUAGAGAUUUGAGGAAUGGCACCAAUCAUCAGUGGAAAGAUUGCUGUUCUCUGAAAGGAAAACACAAGAUGCAGUGGAAGUACAUGACACUGCUCUACCUGUCCUGUUUUCUGGAAUCAGAAAAGUUCUCUGAGGAAGUGUCAUUUAACCUGAAACCCAGAGGGGGUUGAGGAGGUUUGAGUGUAUAGAUAUGAAAAUCUCUGCUAAUUCAGCACGGAGAGCUUCUUUGGGUUCCGCUCUGUAUAGAAGUGGUAAACCAUGGAAAUGGGAAGAAUGUCCUGAUGUUUUUGGUAAAGAUUUAUUUAUUUAGGGACCAGCACUGUGGCUUAGUGGGUAAAGCCACUGCCUGCAGUGCCGGCAUCCUAUAUGGGCAUGGGUGCAAGUGCCGGCUGCUCCUCUUCUGAUCUAGCUCUCUGCUAUGGCCUGGGAAAGCAGUAGAAGAUGACCCAAGUGCUUGGGCCUCUGCACCCGCAUGGGAGAUCUAGAGGAAGCUCCUAGCUUUGGACUGGUGCAGCUCCAGCCAUUGCAGCCAUCUGUGGAAUGAACCAAGGGAUGGAAGACUCUCUCUUCCUCAUCUUCUGCUGCUUUCCCAGGCACAUUAGCAGAGAGCAGCUGAGACUUGAACUGGCACCCAUAUGGGAUGCCAGCACCACAGCUGUUGGCCCCAAAUGUCCCAGUUUUUAAGUGGUCCAAUAUGGGAAUCAAUUUGACUAUUAACUUAAAUUCGUAAUAUUGCCAAACACUGGAGUAGUGCUUUUUGGGUCAAAAAACACUUUUAUAUACUUAAAAAAUAUUAUUUAUUUAUUUGAAAGGCAGAGUGACAGAGAAAGACAGGAAGAGGCAGACACAAAGAGAGAUCUUCUAUCCCCUGAUCCUCCAAAUACUGCAAUGGCCAGGGCUGGGCCAGGCUGAAGCCAGGAGCCAGGAGCUUCAUCCUGGUCCCCAUGAGGGGAGCAAGGUCCCAAGCACUUGGGCCAUCUUCCAUAACUUUUCCAGAUAUUUGAGUGGUGGUACUUCCAUAAGCAUGGCACGUCUUUUAUCGAGCAAGUGUCUGUAAGCCAUUUGAGACCACUGAUGGGAGGAACAGAGAGCAGCAUUUCGGAGCCAGUUUCUCUUUCCAGUAACAGACAAAGUGAAGCCGGCAGACAGAAUUUGUCAGAAUGCAAGGUAUGGAGAAACCCUCUAAACCUUUUCAGAGGAGCAGAAUAUAGGAGAUACACAUGGGUGACCGGUAAAGAGCCGCUUACAUACUAUGACAUGAACUUGUCGGCUCAGGACCAUCAGACCCUUUUCACCUGUGACACAGACAUCCUACGUCCUUCAGACACAGGCCAUAAAAAGCAGAGAGCUGGAUUGGAAGUGGAGGAGCUGGGACUCGAACUGGCACCCAUAUGGAUUGCUGGCACUGCAGGCAGCGGCUUUACCUGCUACGCCACAGCACCGGCCCCAGAGUCUACUUUUAUUAUGCAGAAGGCAUGGAGGGAAAGAAAUCCUCCAGCUCGAAUCAAAGCAGCCUAUCAAGCUUUAGAAUUAAACAAUGACUGUGCCACUGCAUACGUUCUACUGGCUGAGGAAGAAGCAACAACCAUUGUAGAUGCUGAAAGAUUAUUUAAGCAGGCACUCAAAGCAGGAGAAACAAUUUAUAGGCGGUCACAGCAGUGCCAGCACCACAGUCCUCAGCAUGAAGCUCAACUGAGGAGAGAUACCAAUGUACUGGUGUAUAUUAAAAGAAGAUUGGCAAUGUGUGCAAGAAAGUUAGGAAGAAUAAGAGAAGCAGUAAAAAUAAUGAGAGAUCUGAUGAAAGAAUUUCCUCUUCUUACCAUGUUGAACAUCCAUGAAAAUCUCUUAGAAUCACUUUUAGAAUUACAGGCCUAUGCAGAUGUUCAGGCAGUCCUAGCAAAGUAUGAUGAUAUAAGCCUUCCAAAAUCAGCAGCAAUCUGUUAUACAGCAGCACUGUUGAAGACAAGGACUGUUUCAGAUAAAUUCUCUCCAGAAACAGCCUCUAGAAGAGGGUUAAGCACAGCAGAAAUUAAUGCUGUGGAAGCAAUUCAUAGAGCUGUGGAAUUUAAUCCUCAUGUUCCAAAAUAUUUACUAGAGAUGAAAAGUUUGAUUUUGCCUCCAGAACACAUUCUGAAACGGGGUGAUAGUGAAGCAAUUGCCUAUGCUUUCUUUCAUCUUCAGCACUGGAAGCGAAUAGAAGGUGCUCUUAAUCUCUUACAGUGCACGUGGGAAGGCACUUUUAGAAUGAUUCCAUACCCACUAGAGAAAGGACAUCUAUUUUAUCCUUAUCCCAGCUGCACAGAGACUGCUGAUAGGGAGCUGUUACCUAACUUUCAUCAUGUUUCUGUUUACCCAAAGAAAGAACUUCCUUUUUUCAUCCAUUUCACAGCGGGAUUGUGUUCUUCUACAGCAAUGAUAGCCCUUCUCACACACCAGUUUCCUGAAAUCAUGGGUAUUUUUGCUAAAGCUAUUAGCUGGCUUUCUUCCGGCACCAGUGGUAGCCAGUCCUGGUUUCUCUUUUCCCUAAAGGUCAGCUGUGUAAUGUGUGAAGUUGCCACUGGCUGUAGGCCUAGGAGUCUGAGUCUGCACUGGGUUCUGAGUUAAGCUUCAAGAAGAAUGACUUUUCACUGUUCCGGGAGUAUAGAUAUUUGGGUUGGAAACUGACUGUUCUAUUUCCUUUAACUGUAAAAAAGAAGCUUAGUGAUUGAUUCUGCCAUAACUCUGUUGUUUGCAAUGGUGUUGAUUAGGGAGUGAGUGCAUCUCAAAGUGAAUUGAACUUACUGUGUAAUCCAGCAUGGAAAAGCAAAAUGGACUAGAAAGGGAAUCCCAUCCAUUAAUAGCUGGGAAAAAUAUGUGCCAUUGUUAAUUUGAGAUCACAGGCAGCAGUGGGAGAGAUGGUUCUUGUGUUUCUCUCAGGGCAUUGAGGUGAGAAGGAAGUAAAAUAGAGCAAGGUACUGGCUAAAAUUAAUGUGGGAUGUACUCACCAUACGCUCUGUCCAUCGACAUUAGUGUAGAGUGUCUGCCUGAACCUAAGAGGUCACUAAUAGUACCAGAAGAGCCUUUAGAAUUACAUAGCAGAGCUUAUUCUUUAGCACUCCUCUAGCAGAGUCUGAGAAUGAAUUAUUAUCUAUUUUAAAGCUUAAGCUUCUUUUUUAGACCAAAAGUUAUUGAUAAACUGUGAUUGCAGUUGAAUAAUAAAUAAGCUUUUUUUUCACUGUCUGUUGGUAUUCGUGUAAUUGAUGAUUAUAUUGUUAAAAUGUGCCUGACGGUGAACUUUUUAAAAAAACGGUUUUCUAUUUCUUAAUUUAAAUGUAUAUUAAUUUUUUUAGAAAAUAUUUAUUUCUUUGUUUGAAAGGCAGAGCAGCAGAGACAGAGAGAGACAGAGAUCUUUCAUCCACUGAUUAACUCUCCAAAUGCCUGCAAAAACUGGGGGUGGGUCAGGCCAAAGCCAAGAGCCUGAAACUCCAUCCAGGCCUCCCACUUGGCUGUCAUUCUGCUGCCUUCCAGUUGGAUUAGCAGGAAACUGGACUGGAAGAGCAGAGUAGCUGGGACUCAAACCAUACCCUCUAAUAUGGGAUGCAGGCUUCCCAAGCAAUGGCUUAACAUACUGCACUAUAGUGCCCACCGUGAUAGUGAACUUUUAUAACCACCUCUGUCCCUGUGGGGUUUACAUGUCCAUUUUAAAUUUCCAAUCAUCCGGUGGGUGUUUGGUAUAACAGAUGAGCUGCCCAUUUGUUGUGAUGCUCUCAUCCCAUAUCCAUGUGUCUAGGUUCAAGUCCCAUCUCUGACUGUUUUUUUUUUUUAUUAUUAUUAUUCAAAUAGCAGAGUUACAGAGAGAGAGACAGAGGGAGGGAGGCAGGCAGGCAGGCAGGGAGGGAGGGAGGGAGGGAGAAACCUUCCAUCUGCUGGCUCACUCCCCAGAUGGCUGCAAUGGUCAGAGCUGUACCAGACUGAAGCCAGGAGCCAGAAGCUGCUUCUGGGUCUCCCACAUGGGUACAGGGGCCCAAACACUUGGGGCAUCCUCUGCUGCUUUCCCAGGCACGUCAGCAGGGAGCUGGACCAGAAGGGAAGCAGCUGAGAAUUGAACUAGAACCCACUUGGGAUGCCGUGCUAUAGGUGGCAGCCUGACUCAUCACAGUGCCAGCCCCCAGCUCUGACACUUAAUUACAGCUACUUGCUAGUGCAGACCCUGGGAAGCAUCAGGUGAUGGCUCAAGUGGUUGAGUUUCUGCUUCCCGUGUGGGAGACCUGGAUUGAGUCCCUGGCUCCCAGCUUCAGCCUGGCGCAGCCCUGGCUAUUGUGGGCAUUUGGGGACAAAACUAGUAGAUGGGAGCUCUCUGUCUCUGUGUCUCAAAUAAAAAUUUUAAAAACUCCUAGAACUAUUUACUGAAACUACCUGCAAACCAAUAUUUGCUGUACAGAAGUUCCGAAGGCAGGUCCCAUUUAAGAGAGAACAGAAAAUGAUAACAGUAUAGGCAGUCUCCUAUUAUAAAUUCAAUAUAUAAAUGCCUUGACAGACCAAGGAACUAGAGGCUGAAAUCCUGUUGCUUCACCACUUGGUAAAGUGUGGUAUUUGUGUUUAGGAGCAUCACCAUAUCACCAUCACCCAAGAACUUGUUAAAAAUUCAGGCUCUCAGGCCCCAGUCAGACCACCUGAAUGGGAAUCUGCAUUUUUACAAGGUUUGCAGGUGGUCUUACAUGCACAUUUAAAGCUUGAGAAGCCCUGUGCUCCCCCCCCACCCAUAUGAGGAACUUAAAACACCUAGGUAGUGCCACUCCAUCAAGGUGGAAAAGGGCCAGCAUUGUAGAGUGGUUAUGAGCUUAGACUCUGGAGCCAGACUGCUUUGCUCUGAAUUCCAGCCCUGGCACUUACAGCCUGUGCAACCUCAGGUAAGUUACCUACCCUUUUCUACCUUUAAUUGUAAAAUGAGAACAAUAAUGCCAUAUAGGUAUUGGUGAGGAUAAAAUGAAUUUUAAAUAUAUCAAAUGUCUAGAGCCAUGUCUACUUACAAUAAAAACUAAGUGAGUGUUAA
This is a messenger RNA of Oryctolagus cuniculus (rabbit), 5634 nucleotides long. The record is from RefSeq and is a predicted model, not a curated record. Lineage: Eukaryota; Metazoa; Chordata; Mammalia; Lagomorpha; Leporidae.